Uranotaenia lowii is the source of this 1119-nucleotide messenger RNA. RefSeq names its product serine/threonine-protein kinase Nek5-like. Gene Ontology annotation, molecular function: ATP binding; protein kinase activity. Lineage: Eukaryota; Metazoa; Arthropoda; Insecta; Diptera; Culicidae. The transcript has 2 exons. Gene Ontology annotation, biological process: protein phosphorylation. Bases 121 to 981 code for a protein of 286 amino acids. The record is from RefSeq and is a predicted model, not a curated record.
UUAAUUCUAAUGUCUGUUGAUCAUUGUCCUGAAGUCUUAAACUAUUUCUGUUAAUUUAUUUACGUAAUUUAAAUGUGAAAAAACUUAACUCGAUUUUUUUUAAAUAAAAACUAAAACGAAAUGUAUGCCAGCAUCGAUUUGACGUCGCUACAAUUUGUGGCACAUUUGGGAUCAGGCUGUUACGGAGGUCAAGUGAAUCUGUAUCGGAACAAAAAGGACAAACGCAGCCGACGAAUCGUGGUCAAAUCGAUUCCAUACAGCAGCCCCGAGUAUGCCUACAAUACGGUGCUGAAAGAGCACACUAUCCUGUCGCAGAUUAGCCAUCCGAGAAUCCUUCACUACUUUGGGUGUUUUCAAACCGAGGACUCGUGGAACAUGAUAACGGAAUACGCGGAACGGGGUAAUCUGGCCGAUUUUUUGCAUCGUCGCCGAGAGGAUGGAAAUUUUCUCAGCCAGCGUGUGGUGAUGGCCAAGUUUUGGGACCUGGCCGAUGGAUUGAAGUAUUUGCAUCAGAGGCGCGUUAUCCAUCGGGAUCUGAAGCCGGAGAAUGUGCUGAUCGAUGCAGACAACCGACUGAAGUUGGCCGACUUCGGGAUAGCGAAGAUCUGUACUGAUGUCAAUCUGGAGGAGGAGCUAAACAUGACCAUCGUUGGCACUCCACUGUACAUGGCCCCGGAGGUUGCGACCGGUAAACCGUACGACUUCCGCAGCGACAUCUGGCCCCUGGGAGUGAUAUUCUACGAGCUGUGCAUGCUGGAACAUCCUUACCUGGAGCGAUUUGACGCGACUGCUGGGCAGUUUUCUUCGGAGGGAAAGCAGAAAUUCAGCCCCCCAAAGAUCGAUUGGCCCCGCCGAGGCUAUCGCCCGGAGAUGCAGUCGCUGUGCGACAUGAUGAUACAGGUCGAUCUGAAGAAGCGCUGGACGCUGGAGAAAAUGCUGAAGGAGCAGUUCGUUUUGCGUUUGUUGGAGCGAAAAAUUUGAUGCCGAACUUUUGUGGACUUUUUAUAUUUUAGGUUUAUAGAACCAUUUAUGUGACUUUUUUAUAUUUCAAACUUAAGCUAUUUACAUGAAUCAGAAAUUUUAUAUUAGAAAAACAAAGAGGAUUCCCUCAAUAAACUA